Messenger RNA from Orbicella faveolata, 3563 nucleotides. Its product is annotated as glutamate receptor 4-like. Gene Ontology annotation, biological process: monoatomic ion transport. Gene Ontology annotation, molecular function: ligand-gated monoatomic ion channel activity; signaling receptor activity. Lineage: Eukaryota; Metazoa; Cnidaria; Anthozoa; Scleractinia; Merulinidae. The record is from RefSeq and is a predicted model, not a curated record. Gene Ontology annotation, cellular component: membrane.
GGAAACCUUCAUGAGCUGUGUCUUUUGUUUGGGUUUGUUUUAGAAAUCUGCAAAACAGUAUUGUCGAGGAAAGUUAUUAAUAAUUUUAAUCAAAAAGUCAGACCAUGCAUUAGCAUAACAAUAAGAAAUCAAGCGUAAGAAAUUGGAUUCCUACGGCGUAACGUUCAAGAUGGCCAUGCUAAUUGCAAAACAAGACAGUACGGGGUCUUGAAAUUGUUGCGUUUAUUGUCAGCAUUUAUUGGCUCACAACCACUGUUAGCGUAUGAUGUCAGAGCUCAGCGACAUGUAAUUGACUUUAUGCUGAACAUCAUCCAUUUCCAACGAUCUAAACAUUACAACACUUGAUAGAAGUGAACUUUUCUGGCUAUUUUGAUAAAUCUUUCGAGAUCUUCCUUGGUCAAAGAAAUGCAUAAAGGAGUUCUGAUCAGUUUAAUUUCAUUCCAUAUGGUUGCAUUCUUCGAAGUUCAUGUUGGCAUAAGUCGAGCCGUUUCGCUUCCCAGAUUUGUUACAAUAGGCUGGUAUCCAUUUCCUUGGUAUGUUUUACAUUUUUACUUCUUUUUUUUUUCUGACUGUACUUCUCUUUGUUUGCGUAGGUGCUGUGUUCUCUGAUCAGCUCCAAGCAGACUACGAGGCCGCAUUUAGAUUCGCCAUCGACACAAUAAACAAGGACAAGUCACUGUUACCGAAUACGGAGCUUAGAGUGAUUGUUAACAAAACUGCAACGCUGGAUGCUUUCAAAAACAUUGAAAUGGUCCAGUACCUAAUGCAGAGAGGAGUGGUCGCCAUAGUUGGACCGAUGACUUCAACAGGAGUCAAGUUUACCCAGCCCUACUGCGCCGGUUUUCACAUUCCACAGCUUGCUCCAGUGGCAACUGAUCCAACCUUCUCGUUCACGCCAGCUAAUUUUCCGUACCUUGUUCGCCUCAGUCCGAGUGAUACGAUUCAGUGUCAGGCAUUGGCAGGACUGAUAUCGCACUAUAACUGGACGCAAUUUGCCUUGUUAACUUCUAAGGAUGAUUACGGUUUGUAGUUGUUCUUUCCCCUUGGUUAUCUCAAUUUUCCUUGUAAAUGAUUCUAGGUAACAAUUAAGCAAAAAUGGAAACUCGACAUAUUGAGGCAUAACAUAAACACUCGAUAAAACACACACCAUCUGUCACCAUUCUACAUGUGUUUGCCCUCCGCGCCGGGGGUGGGAACUCACAUAUGAAAAAGUCGGGGAAGCUCUUCGUCUCGCUUACGGGAAUAAAUCAAGGAUUCUGAUUUCACUUAGGGUAUUGAUGGCGAAAUGGCGCUAUUUUUGCGCUCAAAGUAUCUUUUAGGGUGCACUCGAAGAAAUAAUAAAAUAAACGCUCUUGUUUCUGUUUUUAGGCUCGAUUUCCGCUGGUAUCUCCAGCCGGUCUACAAGCGCGGGAUCCUUUCCUGAACAGUGGCUUGUAAUCGACCCUAUUCCGUUUUAAUUGGCAUCUUUUAGGGGUCAAAUAGAGUCCAAGCCACUCCCAGAUCGAUCUCCUUUAGGCGUUUAAUUCAAAUGUUCUGACCAGCAUCCCCGACCUUUUCAUAUGGUAGUCCCCCCACCCCCUGGGUGUCUGCCUAGUGAAAAUGAGGUGAUGGUUAACCUGGCACCCUUCUUUGACCUAAGUAAGGAACAGAGUCCAGGUCGAACAGAGUCUAAGCCAAACUUGUAAGCUCAAACUUAAAUUAGUUUCUGAACCUGUUUGUGAAGCAAGAACGCAUGUGGAAUUCAGUUCCGUUGAGAGUUAACACGCCCAUCCCCGAAAUAAAGCUAACUUGGGUUUCAGCCAUUUAAACAGAAUACAGUUUAACUUUUCCUUCUUGUUUUCUAUAUUCUUCAGUACAGUGUCUUCUAACAGGCCGAUCUACUCACGUUUCUAGGUAUAAAUGGCCUGUUGGCUUUAAAAGACAUGGCAAAUCAGAGAGGAUGGAAAAUCACUGCCAACGAGCACUUUGAUCCCGUCAGUGAUUUCAGCACUCUUAACGUGAUUUCCCAGCUGGAAACGAUUCAAAAGACACGCACUCGAAUUGUUGUGUUAAACACACUUACAAGAUACACAGCUGUUAUAUUAACACAAGCUUUGCAGAUGGGAAUGCUAAAGGACUGGGUCUGGAUCGUGACUGAUGGAUCUACCAAUACAGUAAGUUCAUAGAUUGUAAGUUCAUUGAUCAUCGCAGUUGCAAAUUAUUUAAUAUAUUUAAUAUGUUUACUUGCACAGUAAGUUCAUGUUGGUAUUGAGUUCCAACAAUAUGCAAUCAAUGAAGUUUUAUAAUUUAUCCCAGUAGAAAUAAACAAAUACGAUAAUACCGUUCAUGAUCAGUAUGUAGAGGAAUGUCCUUAUGAGGUUCUCGCCGUGUUUCAAAAAACAUUUGUAUCCAAAAUAUUAUUGGAGAGAUGUGUUGCCUGGGCUACCUGGCAUGCGCGAAUACCAGUUUGGACUUCUUGUUGCAUUUUCCCGUAGGACUGGAGCUUGAUCCCAGGAGACUAUCCACUUCAUGAGUUUUACGGCGUGAUUGGUACACGGCCAUCAUUCGGAACUGGUAAACUCUACCCAAACUUCAGUAAAGAAUGGAAUGCAAAAGGCCACGAUAGAGUCAGUGUAAGUACUUGUUUAUGAAAAAAAAAAACAUAGCAUGUCGAAAGUAAUUAUGCAAUUAAUGUUAUUUUGGUUCUGUUUUUACUACGGCUUGAGAUUGACUGAGUAGUCUAAUUGGCAAGUAAUUGGUUUGGUUUUGGGUUUUACGACACUCAAUUAAAAACUGCUCCAGUAAAUUAUAAUAUAAUUGUUUUAUUGCAUUAAUUAAACAGACACCUGGAGGCAAGAGCUACGAUGCUGCACUUACUGUGGCAGCCGCUUUGGACAAGAUGAUAAAAGACGGACUUGAUGUGACGGAGACCUCACUUGAGUUCGAUUUUGGGGGUAUAAUCACUACUAAACCUUGGCCACCUGGUCAAAAGCUAAUGGAAUAUAUUAAGAAUGUGAGUAAUCCUUUCAAUAGGAAACAUGGAAAGUAAUAUCAAUCACCGAAUGAUUGUAGCUGCAAGGGUAUUUACAUGCACAUCGCAUUUAUCGCUACGAUAUAAGUUUCAGCGUGUCGUAAGUAGAGAUCCAUUACAGGGUCUUUCAAAGCGGAAACAGUUUAUCCUCUUGGUAUCCAGGAUUGGGUCAAGAAAAGAUAUACUAAGAGUGUCUUUUGAGGACUACGGAACCAAAAAAGAGUGUAUUUCAUAUAUUGGUUAAAAAAUUGAAACUUUUCCUGUCUAUCCAACUCGUCUCUCUUUUUAAUUACGAGGCUUUACAGCUCAAGAUAAUUUAAGACAUUCUAUACGGCAUGAUUUUUUUGGUCUUAGGUCUCUAUUGAUGGUCUGAUGUCAACCCUGUCGUUUGAUGAGAGUGGUUCACCUGGCUAUGCUGAAUAUGAUAUUGUUAACUUGGGAAGAACGGGCUUUAUUCAGGUCAGUUAGAAAGUAGUGUAGGCUCUGUCAAGAGAACCAUCAAGAAAUACUAAGUGUUGAUAGGUAGCGGCCUGUGUGUUCAUUAUUUUGGUCA